Striga hermonthica is the source of this 1014-nucleotide messenger RNA. The record is from the annotation of a GenBank genome assembly. NCBI's taxonomy places the organism in Eukaryota, Viridiplantae, Streptophyta, Magnoliopsida, Lamiales, Orobanchaceae.
AUGAGAAGCCGUCGGAUAAAACCGAUAAAGAAUGGGAGCUUUGUCACCGUCAGGGAGAAUCCGAAUGGCAAAGGCAAAGAAAAGAAAGCUGGAGAUGGUGAAGACGGUGAGAAGGUAGCGGCGGCCACUGAUGACUUUCUUAUCAUUUAUGAAGGCGAUGCCGUCAAUGUCGCUUGCCAGGAGACUAGUUGGGUGAUCGAUAGCGGUGCUUCAAUUCAUGUCACAUCGCGAAGGGAUUUCUUCAGGUCAUACACUCCCGGUGACUUCGGAAGUGUUAGGAUGGGAAAUGAUGGUAUUGCUAAGGCAGUUGGCAUGGGAGACGUGCACUUGGAGACUGAAAAUGGCAACAUCUUAGUUUUGAGAGGGGUGAAGCAUGUUCCCAACAUUCGCAUGAAUUUGAUAUCUACUGGCAAGCUCGAUGAUGAAGGGUUUUGUAACACCUUUCGAGACGGAAAGUGGAAACUCCCCAAGGGAUCCUUGAUUGUGGCGAGAGGGCAAAAGUAUUCUUCAUUGUACGUGAUGAACGUGAAGAUUGUGGAUCCUAUGAUCAAUGCGGUGGAUGAUGAACGCACUGUGGAACUUUGGCACAACCGACUUAGCCACAUGAGCGAGAAGGGUUUGACAGUGUUGGCCAAGAAGAAUCUCCUCCCAGGUGUAAAAACGGGUUUUCUGAAGAAUGAUAGCCAAAGCGCUAUCCACCUCUCCAAGAACUCGUCAUUUCAUUCGAGGUCCAAGCACAUUGAAGUGAGGUAUCAUUGGAUUCGAAACGUUCUCGAAUCAAAACAAUUGCACUUAGCGAAAGUGCACACGAGUGAGAAUGGUGCAGACAUGAUGACGAAGACUUUGCCGAAAGAGAAGCUUGAAUCACAGGAAAUCGCCGAUUCCCGGAGAUUUCACCGUUGGAUCGUCACCAAAUUUGGACAGCAGGUCCAUAACUUCUUACUCUUCGUUUUGAACGGUGGAGAUCGGAUUUUGAGCACUUUUGGGCUGUCUGUUCGUAAGUCACCGUUUUGA